Molecule: messenger RNA, 1929 nt
Organism: Silurus meridionalis
Lineage: Eukaryota; Metazoa; Chordata; Actinopteri; Siluriformes; Siluridae
Gene: gall
Product: galanin-like
Exons: 6
Coding region: 41-400 (119 amino acids)
Cellular component (GO): extracellular region
Molecular function (GO): hormone activity
Source: RefSeq, a predicted model, not a curated record
UUGUGACAUUUUUAUUGAAUGCAAGUUGAGCUUUUGAAAGAUGCAGAUUAGCUUUAUAGUGUUUUGUGUCUCUUUGUGUAUCCUGUCCCCUCAACUGUCAAGGACCCAUGGGAUGACCCUUAGGGGUUUAGAGAAAAGGGGAUGGACACUGAAUAGUGCUGGAUAUCUCCUUGGACCUUAUGCACACAGAACACUCACUGUACGACAUGGAGCCAGUGUGGGCAAGCGGGACAGCACAGAGGAGUCGAUCCUGCCAACUCAUCAGCCUUCAUAUAGAUCUGUAGCAGAUGAGUCAUAUCUCCAUGCACUCAUGAAAAUGUUUAUGUAUUUACGGAUGAAAGAUGAUGAAAACAUUCAAGACUUGAUCAGCGCUUCAUUUACUGAUGACAUGACCCGAUAAAAGAAACGGCUUUCAGUAACCUUUAUCAACAGAUAAACACUUAUACUCUCCUCCUAUAUUUAUAUUAAUUCUGACUUAAAUAACAAAGUCUUUUGUAUAACCCUAAUGUUUGCAGAAUAAUUCACAACAGGUAAUUCAAUUACACUAAACAUCAAAAGCAAAGCUUUCUUACUCCUUCUUUAUCGAAUACUCUCAAACAAUUAACUCUCAUUAUCCAUAGUCACUUGUUUUUUAGUUUAAAGGCAGUUAAUGAACAUGAUGGGACCUUUAGCAAGGCCCUUAACUCUUAACUGCUCAGUUAAAAGUCACUAUGGAAAAGGGUGUCUGCCAAAUACCAUAAAUAUAAGUGUAAGCUGUUUUCAGAUUUACCUCGAUAGCUCACAGGUCUCUCUGCAUACAAAUUAUGUCAAGAAAGAAAAAAUAUUGGCAGAAUAUUAAUGUAAGAAAUAAACAUGAAACAUGAAUACACCAUUCAUCAGUAGACCUAUGCACAGCAACAGUUUGGCAGCAUGAAAACUUAAAACUUAAAAAAUACACAAAAUUACUGUUUACACAGGGGACAGUGUGUGUAAUAUUAGUUUUUUUUUGCAAGAAAAAACAUGAAACCAGUCUUGAAUACAUACAAUUAUCUGAAAUGUGACUAAAAGUUCUGAAAUGACAUGCUUUGUAUUCUGAGGAAAUGCCUUUUCAUAUGUGAGGAGGCUCUGCAGGAGACACUGUUCUUAUUUUAAAAAGGGGAAGCGUACAUGCAUGCUUGGCUAACAACGCAUAAAAUAAUGUUUUAAACCUGGAUGGCCUUCUGGUCAAAUUAGCAAUUGCAUUUUGAAGUUCAUGCCAUCACUAAGACUAGAGAGUUGAGCAGAAUUGUUGUAGUCAAAAUACAUAUUAGAAUAGCUAUUUAAAUAUGAUUGAUUUAACUGCUCAAUGAUGUAAACAAAAAGUAUUUGAUAAAUUAAUUGAAUUAAUCUCUUGUAUUGUAUUCGUAUUUAUUGUCUUAGUGGCUCAUCUUUGGUACAAAAAUAAAAUAAGUGAAAUUAGUAUUUUAAGUUACAUUUAUAGAUCAAUUUAUAAACACUGCUUAUGCAGAAAUAUAUAAAUACAUCAGCAUUAAGUAACUGGGCUCUUGAUUAUGCUUGCUUUCCAUAUUUAUGUUUGGGUGAAUGUUUUUAUUUAUUUUCUUUUUAAUUUAUAUCUGUACAAGUGUUUAUUGAAUUGUGAUAUGGAUUGGUGUGUGUACAUUGUAAUGUUAUUGUUGCAUAAAAGUGAUUCCUAACUGGCCAUAACUUUUUUAUUUAAAUGUGACAGUAUUUAUGGUAAAAAAUAAACAGCAAAGGAUUUGCUGAAGCAUGCAUUUAAGCAAAGGAAAAACAUCAAAACUCUGCUUAGCUAAUGCAGAACUAAAACUUGAGAACCCUUGUCGACGUGGAUGCUCAGAGACACAUUCGGCCACUUGGGGGCAGUAUGUCACCAAAGUCUUACAAGACUGAAAACGAAUAAAAGGUGUCGUGUAAAAUAUCAUAUAAGCUGAA